This is a messenger RNA of Talaromyces stipitatus ATCC 10500, 411 nucleotides long. RefSeq lists its product as uncharacterized. The record is from RefSeq and is a predicted model, not a curated record. The transcript has 3 exons. The coding region runs from base 1 to 411 and encodes 136 amino acids. Lineage: Eukaryota; Fungi; Ascomycota; Eurotiomycetes; Eurotiales; Trichocomaceae.
AUGCCACCAAUUCGCAAUAAAAACGAAAAGAAUUUAGCAGAACAUAAAUUGUCUCAAUUUGAAGAGGAAUCACUUGUCAAAUGGGUACUCGAUCUAGACAAACGUGGAUUACCCCCUCGGCACUCUCUUGUUGGAGAGAAAUGGGUCUAUAAUCUCGUCAAACGUCGCCCAGAGAUUGAAUCAAAAUUUUCACGGAAAUAUAACUACGAGCGUGCUAAAUGCGAAGAUCCGAAGUUAAUCCAAGAAUAUUUUGAUCGCGUACGAGAGGUUAUAUCAAAGUACGGAAUCUUACCAGAAGAUAUCUACAAUUUUGAUGAGACUGGCUUUGCUAUGGGACUCUGUGCAACCGCAAAGGUUAUUACUGGAAGCGAUCGAUAUGCUCGGCCAAAGCUAUUACAGCCUGGAAAUUGA